Molecule: messenger RNA, 3323 nt
Organism: Nasonia vitripennis (jewel wasp)
Lineage: Eukaryota; Metazoa; Arthropoda; Insecta; Hymenoptera; Pteromalidae
Product: major facilitator superfamily domain-containing protein 12
Exons: 7
Coding region: 1444-2937 (497 amino acids)
Biological process (GO): carbohydrate transport
Cellular component (GO): membrane
Molecular function (GO): symporter activity
Source: RefSeq, a predicted model, not a curated record
ACAGCAGAGCUAAUCAAACUUAGUUGCGAUGUUGAUUUAAAAAUACCGGAUUCAAUUGAUUCAACGACCUUUGUAUCGUUACGUAAUUUGUAGCAAAAUAACAAAUUUCAUGUGGUUUUCUUCUCGGUUUUAUUUAUGCUUCACAUGACUCGAGCAGUGCAUCAGAUGAUUCAAAUUGAAGGCAACAUAUGUCAGUUUACUCCUUGUCACAACCAGAUGAAUACAGCUCGUUUUAAGUUUCUUCACCUUGAAAGAGAACCUUCGCGAUCGCUUUCUACUUCGUCUGUUUGUUGUGUGCAAGGUAUAUUAUUUCAACAGUAUCACAGCUGACACUAUAACUAUUCAUAGAAUUAUCUGUUCUGUGCAGUUUUGUACUCUAUCUACUGACGUUCCCGGAAACUACACUCAUUAUCUAACUCGAGUCCUAAGAUCAACGAAAUUUUAACUGUCGAUUUUCAUGUUUACAGUCUCGUAGUACUCGAAAUUUAGAAUUGAAAUCAAAUGAACUAGUAGAGAACGAGUUAAAAGGUCCAGUUUCCCGAAGAAAAAUCAACGAACGAGCCUCGCUCUACGCCUCCGGGAUCGCCUUCAACUCGUCCAUUUACGGCGGCAGAGCGGCGCGAUUACGCGAUCGCCCGGUGAAAGGACAAACAGCGGUGACGAGUAUACUCCGCGGCUGGGGAAUCGGCAGAGGCCGUGUUUCUUCCUCUCUCGCUGGGAUGUGUGUUCAGUUGUCGAUGCCGGUCUCGUGUGGACGCGUCAUUUCUUUAUCGAUGUGCGAAAUCGAUAACCGGCUCAAGAAGAUUGCGAUCACUGAGUCGCUGUGUAUUCAGUUCUGAGCGGUUGUGGUGAUAGUGAGCAAGUACUCGAGCGAGAAUCCGGUGAAUUAAAAAAAUAAAAAAAAACGAUCGAUCGCGUGCAUUCAAAAUUAAAAAAUAAAUUAGAUACUUGUAUAUUCGCUACUACGUUGAUUGUGCGAGCUAAUCUCAUUCAUGAGUAGGACUUUUAAUACUAUGUUAACUAAAUUAUUCGCUAUCUCCGUAACAUCGCAUUAAAGCAGGCUGUGAAACGGCAGCGCUAAUAAAUGUAAACCAUAAAACCGAUGAAAUAGAGUUAUUACUGCAGUUGGUCGGUCUUACGGUCGUCAAUUAAGCAAAUGAAAUAUAGAGCCGAUGGCGCUGGCAGCACGGGUAGGGACAAUGUAAUUGCAGGCAAGCACCGAAGCGCGAGGUGCUGAAUUAAAAGGUGUAAAGUGCAUCAAGUGCAACGACAAUAAUCGCGCCCGAGGAAGACGACCAUUACGCCGGCAAACUGGAGUUGAUUGCGCGCGCAGGAGUGAGACAGAGAUGGAGGGAGAAAGGAGUUAUGACUGAUGCGUUGUAUAUCUGUUAACGAGCUACCUGAGGUUGUUGUGGCCGGUCACCGGCUACUGAAGAGUGCAUUAUGGCCUUUAGGAAUUUUAAAAUUUUUGCAAUCAGAUGUAGGAGCUGGUUCGCAAAUCAAAAAGCAGCUUGCAACAACAGCAGUAGGAUAACGAUGGCAGAAAGCAGUGAAAGAACCCCGCUGGUCGAGCGCUCGAUAAGCUUGACGACGAGGGUCGCCUAUGCUAUGGGCCACGUCUUCAAUGACCUGACCGCGGCCAUGUGGUUUUCAUACACAUUACUCUUUCUACAGCGGAUAGCGCUGCUCGAACCCCUCACAGCUGGAACUCUGCUUUUGUUAGGUCAGGUUAUUGACGCCUUAAUGACUCCAGUAUUCGGCGUCCUAGUCGAUCGUUACUCCAAAAAGAAAGUCUGGCACGUGGUGGGUUCGGUAAUGGUGACCGUCUCAUUCCCCGUGAUAUUCGGCAGUUUCGUGCGCAACCCUUACAGCGUCGGCACGAUGUUCGUCUACGUGCUCAGCAUCAUGGUCUUCCAGACCGGCUGGGCCGCUGUGCAAAUCUCCCACCUGUCCAUGAUACCGGCCCUCACUAACUCGCCCCUCGUCCGGGCCGAGCUCACCGCCAUAAGAUAUUCCGCUCAAGUCGGUGCAGCGGUGAUUGUCUUCAUCGUUACGUGGAUUGUACUGCCAAGCGGACGAUCGACCCGCCUGGGUCCCAUCGAUGCUUUCAAAUUUCGAAACAUCGUUGUAGUGCUGACGCUCUUUGGUGUGGUGUCAACGGUUCUCUUCCACGUGUUCUUGAACGCGCGUCUCUUGGAGGCCAUCAGGACACCCCCGAGACCUGCAACUGCCGGUAGUGUUGAAGCCAAUCGACCAAUUCCCAGCACAUCGACUAGUGCGGUUUCUGUAACGACUGAGACAACGGCACCAUCGACACCCGUCACCGGAUCCUAUCAGCGGAAGGGUUGGUUUUCCACGAGCCUAUUGGUCCGCGUGGCAUUGCUCUACGUAGCCAGUCGACUUUUCAUCACUCUGGCGACGGUUUACCUGCCGCUAUACAUCGAAGAGACAGGAAUCGGUGGUCGACAGGCGCUCGCUACUGUUCCCCUGGUCUCGUACACCGCCUCGUUCGUCGCGGCGUUGUUGCUGAAGUACAUCAACCGCUCGUGCGGUACCAAGGUGUGCUACCUGCUGGGCAGCUUGAUCGGCAUGGCGGCUGCCGGGGUGGUGAAGUUCGCCGGAAGCGGCGCCGCGGUCAUGUACUCGGCGGGCGUCUUGAUCGGGGCCGGAAGUUCAAUUACGAUGGUCACGGCGCUGAGCAUAACGGCGGAACUUAUCGGGACCAGGACCGAGAGCAGCGCGCUGGUUUACUCGAUCGUGACGUUCCUCGACAAAAUCGUCACCGGACUCGUCGUCAUCGUCAUCGAGAGAUGGAGAUGCCUGGAUAAGGAGCUCUGCCCCAAUUACAAUCGAGACACGCUGGCGGUGGUCUGCGCGUCGUCGAUGGCCCUCGGACUCGUCACUCUGUCACUGGUGUCGCGAUGCAUCUCCAAUUGACGGGCUAAUUCCUGCAGCUACUCUUGUGCGCAACUGACACGGCCGUGUGACGCGUGUACUACUCCGAAAGCGCAGCGGAGCCUGGCCAUCUGAUCAUCUGGCAUCAGACGAUACAUUAGAUGCAUAUUACAUUUAUGUCACGAUUUUUGCGCCGACGACCUUUCUGUGUAUUUGCCAGACUUGUCUCGUACACAUAUAUAGCUACUCGGUUACGAACGUUGUGAUACGACGAGUUUUAAGUAUCGGGAGAGUAGAAAUUUAAAGCCAGUUUUUUUUUCAAAUGGUAAGAUUGUAGUGAAUUGGAAAAACUACCAAAUAUCAGUUGUUUCAGAGACAUUUUAUAUUCGAGUUGAACGAAAUAAAACGAAAGUGUUUCAUAAAUAUAA